AUGACGGUCUGCCGAAGAGGAGCAGCCGUAUUGAUGGGAGACUUGUUUGAGUCGAUUUCUUCGCAGUCUAAUAAUUGAAUUACGAUUAGUUGCAAAAGUCACGAUAAUGAAGAAGUACUCUUACCAUUUGCUGUUGGUUGUCGCUUUUUGUUUUCUGCACACUCGAUCAGUGACAGCGAUAAAUGCCCAGAAGAUAUGCGAAUUGAAACAUAAAAUCGGAAGUGAAAAGUUUCCAUCAAACUUUUCGUUUGGCGUUUCGACCGCCGCUUAUCAGAUUGAAGGCGCUUGGAAUGAAGAUGGUAAAGGUUUAUCGAUCUGGGAUACUUUUACACACGACCAUCCCGAAAUGAUAGAUGAUCGCUCGAAUGGCGACAUUGGUCCAGAUUCCUAUCAUCGUUUUGAACAAGAUCUAGCAGCACUUAAAGAACUUAAGGUGAACUUCUAUCGUUUUUCGAUUUCAUGGCCUAGAAUCUUGCCAAAUGGAGAUAUUUCGUCAAAAAAUCAGAAGGGCAUCGAUUACUACAAUAUGGUUAUUAACAAGCUCAUAAGUAAUGGUAUUGAACCAAUGGUAACUAUGAUUCAUUAUGAUCUGCCACAAGCCUUAAGCGAUUUGGGAGGAUUUACAAAUGAAAUAUUUAUUAAAUAUUUUCGCUAUUACGCAGACACCUUAUAUGAAAAUUUUGGUGAUCGUGUCAAGGUAUGGGUUACUUUUAAUGAGCCCUUUGAUUAUUGUGUACCAGGGUAUGGCAGUGGUAAUUUUCCACCAAUGGUUCGUGCUCCUGGCGUGGCUGAUUACAUGUGCAUGGAAACUACUUUGAAAGCACAUGCUGCAGCUUAUCGUCUCUAUAAAGCAAAGUACUUCGAAACCCAAGGCGGUAAAGUGGGCAUCACAAUAAGCAGUCGCUUUUUGUAUCCGAAGACGAAUGAUAAUGAUGCAGUAGAUCGUGGAAUGCAAUAUUCGUUGGGUUGGUUAGCACAUCCCAUAUUUAGCUUGUCGGGAAAUUAUCCAUACAUUAUGAUAGAGGAUAUUGUUAGUAACAGCCAGAAAGAAGGACGAGCAUGGCCACGAUUAUCAGCUCUUAAAAGUUGGUGGCUAAAUGCCAUUAAAGGAUCUGGUGAUUUUUUGGGCUUGAAUUACUACUCAUCCCGUUAUGUUGAGGAAGCACUACCACCAAAAGGUGUAGUGCCUUCUUGGGACCAUGAUGCACACCUGAAAUAUGACAUUGAUAGCAAAUGGAGACGCGCAAAAUCCACAUGGUUGUAUUGCGUGCCAGAAGGCUUAGAAGAUUUACUAAAGUGGAUACGUGAUAAUUACAAUAAUGUUGAAGUUAUAAUAACAGAAAACGGUUGGUCGGACGAAGGUACACUAGAUGACAGCGAGCGGAUCGAUUAUUUGAAGGCCCACCUGCAAGCCGUGUUAAAUGCUGUGAACAGUGGCUGUAAUGUUUCGCGCUACACUCAUUGGAGUUUAAUCGAUAAUUUUGAAUGGCAGAGAGGUUACACUGAAAAAUUUGGUUUGUACUAUGUUAACCUGACAAGCGAGAACAAGGAACGUAUUCCGAAAAGGUCUGCAAUUUAUUACAAACGUGUGAUUGAGACUAAAACAGUUAUCGAUAAUUGAUGUUCUAUAUAUUGUUUGAGAUUACGACACACCUUCUGUAAUUAUUAAAUUUGAUAUGGUGAUAAUUUUA
Messenger RNA from Teleopsis dalmanni, 1691 nucleotides. RefSeq names its product myrosinase 1-like. Gene Ontology annotation, biological process: carbohydrate metabolic process. The coding region runs from base 107 to 1621 and encodes 504 amino acids. NCBI's taxonomy places the organism in Eukaryota, Metazoa, Arthropoda, Insecta, Diptera, Diopsidae. The transcript has 7 exons. The record is from RefSeq and is a predicted model, not a curated record. Gene Ontology annotation, molecular function: beta-glucosidase activity.